CGAGGCAGGAGAAGCCCCUGGCCAAGCUCCACGAAGGAAACGAAAAGGCAAACGGCAACGCGCCACUCCGCUGCUUGGGAAGACCAAAGCCCCGACGGGCCUGGAGAGUGACAGCUCGGAGACCGCACGGUUGUGAAGCUCGCGCGGCUGGAAUCAGUUAUGCCUGUAAUGUGAGAUCAGCAGAGGAGCCAGAGGAGGACUCCUCGAAGGAGGCUUCGACAUCAGCUACAGGACAUGUGGAGGUCCAAGAGACUGGCUUUUUCCAAACCCUGUGGCAAGGGGCUACAGCUGCCAUCGGUGUUGUCAGUGACAUUGUGACUGCCAUCAAUGCAGAGACCGACUCAGAGGAGGAAAAAGCAGCGGAAGGUGGAGAGGGCUCUGAUGCAGUCAGGAAAACCAGCUCCAAGGCUGAAGAGGAAGAACAGUACAUCGAGUAUGUGUCGCAGUUCUGCCUCUACCUGGGCAUCGACGUGGCUGCGGAGCCCGAUCUCAUCACAGAGGUGGACGACUACCUGAAGCGCCCGCUGCCCGAGGGGUGGUCGACACAUCAAACUGGGGAAGAUUGUGAAUAUGGAGCCGGAUAUACGUAUUUCAUGAAUGCUUCGACAGGGAAAACUCAAUGGACUCGACCAGAUGAGGAUGAGUUCCUGCAACACUUGCGAAGCAAGAUGAAACGCAAACCCACGGCAGGAAGUCGUCUCUUCUUUGCGGAGUUUCGGGACCGCAACCGCCGGGAGAAAUGGGCCGCGCUGGAGGAUCAGAUCGACCAUCUGUCGGGCAUGCGGCCUCUGCUGAGGGCGCUGCCGGAGGGAUCAGCAGAACCAGCUCAUGCGUCAAGCAGUAUCUUUCACGUGGUGCUCUACAACCGUUUCCCAGUGCUCUAUCCCGCUGUGGUGGAGGGCUUCGCCAGUUACUUCGGGCUGGGCUCCGUGGCGCAGUUCGCGGCGGCCGAACUGAGACAUUUUUGGGUGGCCAAGAUUGCUGCGCUGUGUCCAGUGCCGAGUGGUUGGGAAUUCAAGUUUGAUGAGACCUCCACUACAGCGGUCUUUGUUGAUCAAGGAGCUGGUACGGCCUCUCGACAUCAUCCCAUGGACGCUUUCUUCGCAGGUUUACUGGAAAGGCUUUUGUCAAGACAUCGGAGUGUCGAGGCCGCGGAGUCGCAACGACUGGGCCAGGCCAUAGCUCUUGGAAGCCAGAUGGUCUUCUUCCUGGACUCGCGCAAUGGCACACCGUACUGGCUGCAGUAUGGCGCCAACGCAACAGCCUGGACUGGACCUUUGCCCUGGCAGACCAAGCCGGCCAAGAGAGAGCCACAAGCAGAAGCGCCACGUCGAGAGCCCCAAGCGCCAUCGCCCCGGAAGCCGCCCCGAGAGCCAUCGCCCCGCCCGGAGAAAACAGGACCCGAGCCGCCUACAUCUUCGCAGCCGGCGCCUGGGCAGCCCGGGCUGCGGGAUGCGGCUCAAGCCACGCCCAAGUAUGUGGACCCCUUGCGCCAUGCGGCUGGAGGAGCCGAGAUGGUCCCCCACUCUGACCUCGCACCACCGGAACCGCCCAUGGGCCCGGCGACACCCAAAGCACCACCCACGCCGAAGCAGGAAGUCGAGGGCAAAGAGACCCCGCGACAGGAGGCUGCGGAAAGUGGUGAAAGUGACCCUGAAGCUGGAGAAAAAGAGACGCCAGAAGAGGAGGAAAGCACAUUGCUGCACCCCGAGGCAGACUCCGGUGAAGCAGAUGCAGCCGUAGCCGCAGCAGCCGAAGCUGCUGCCGAAGCUGCCGAAGCAGCGCCAAGUCCAGAGGCCGCAGUUUCGUCCAAAGAGGCCGAAGAAACUUUGCUUCCAGAGGCCCCAGAAGCUGAAGCGCUAGCGGAAACUGUUGAUGAGCCUCAGCUGGAGGAGGAUGAAAGCACAUUGCCGCAACCGGAGGCGGAACCUGUUGAAGCGGCAGACGCAGCCUCACCAAUGGAAGAAGCUGUCAGUGCUGAAGCAUCACCAACCCCAGUGCCUGAACAUGCUGAGCCUGCUGAACCUUCGGUGGAGGCGACGUCCGCAGAAGGUCCCACUGAGGAAGCGCCGGCAGAAGUACCAGAGGUGCCCUCCUCGCCGCGCUCCAGCAGCCUCUUCUCCCUGGCCGAGCAGCUGCAGCUGCAGCAGGGCGACGAGCCGCGGCGCAUCGUGGAGAUUCUGGAGGAGUUGGAGCGGAUCCCGGUCACCGUGGAGCUGUUGAGGCAGACACAACUCGGUGUGAUCUCGCAACCCUUCAAGGAUCAUGAUGACGCAGAUGUCCGGAAGGUGGCCAAACGGCUGAGGAGAAGUUGGAAAGACCUCAUUGCAGCCACAGCCGAGGCGAACGAGGGCGGCUUGGCUUUUUUGAAGCGAAAACGCCCAGAGAUGCCCAGAGAUGUGGUCCCAUUCUAUCACUACACCAGUGAUGAAGGAUUGAAAGGGAUCCUGAAGGAUGGCAAGAUUCAGAUCUCAGAUCCUUCCCGAGGAGAUGCCAUUGAGGGCCCAGGUGCCUAUGGCACAAAGUAUCCACCUUCCAGCCGCACAAAGACCGUCGCCCAAAACAACUGGGAUAAUGGCUGGAAGCGUGCCAUAGAGCAUGGCAAAAUGAAGAACUACAUCAGAUGUGAGGUGCCUCGCAAAGAGGUAAAAGAGUGUAAGGGCCAUGGAAACAAUAGAGGUCGUGGAGGACGUCCCGAUGGGAUUCUGGUCCACCCACAUGGCAUUGAUCUCAGCAAGUACAACACCAAGAUAGGAAGAAGGGGAGAGCACACGGUCUCCAAGGCUUUUCCUUUUGAUCCUGAAGCAAUCCGCAAGGCCAUGUAUCCUGAUAGCACUCAGACCAGACAGCCACCAGCCAGCAGCUAUGCUGGUGUCCUUCGUCCUCCAUAUCUGAGCCAAAGCACAUUGAGCCACAGUUUGAUUGGCAGUGAUGAUGAGCCACACCAUAGUGGCCACAACCGUGCUGGCAACUACUAUGAGGCUUUUGGAGAUGGGUCAUAUCGCUAUGAGAAUUUGGAUGGCUCUACUUAUGAGUGCGAUGGAAGUGGUCAGGCAGUGUACACAGCGCCAGAUGGUGCAGUUACCGAGUACACGUGGGCUGAGAACAGUGGUGAUGGUGGCUAUGUCCACAGCGAUGACUCUGGCGAUGGUGGCUUCCCUGUCGGCACUUGCGUGGUUGAUGAUGAAAGCACCUAUGCCACCAGCCGAAGAGGCUGGGAAUGGGCUGGGACUGGCGAGGCAGCAGCCAUCUUUAUGAAUAGCAAUCUGCAGCACCUGAAAGCUCACCUGAACGUGUCGAUGCCGGACACUGCCGUUGCACCUGAAGCCCAGCAUGGCAUGGUCAAGUGCUCAGAAUUGACUGUGGAGGAAGAGGCUGAUAAACUGUUGAAGGAAAUGGAGGAGAUCAACACCAAAAUGGAUUCCCCAAAACUUCAGCGGAAGGUGGGCGGCACGGAAGACGCGACGGAGCUCUUUGGGAGCACCCCACGGGAACCACAAUUGGAGCACGUCGGUGCACCAAAGCACCUCUUCCGCCCGAGCUCUGCCAGCUCUGCGGCGCCACGGCGACACUCCGCGGUGCAAGAUGCUGAUGAGGUCUUUGGCAAAUCUCCAAGAGAUGGUGCUCGGGAGACGCAGGAGCAUGUGGGUGCUCCGAAACAUUUGCUUCGACCUACGUCAGCUCAAGCUCGACGGCCGUCUUUGGAAGAGGUCUUGAGCGGAUCGGCACCUCCUGCGAAGGGGACCUUUGCCCGAGCAGCCACGCUGAGCCUAAAUCCUUUGCCGCCCACUCCAUUGCCGUCCACGGCAGCCCCACCUCCACCCAAGCAGCUUCCAAAGGCGCCAGCUCCACCAAAGCAACUGCCAGCAGCCAAGCAAGCACCCCAGCUUCCAGCGCCUAAAGCCUUGCCAGCCAUGCCAGCCAAGGCUGAAAAAGUGCUUCCCAAAGCUGAGGCGGAAAUGGAACAGAAAGUUUCUGAAGCAGCGCCAGCACCAGAACCACCUACAGUUGGUGAACUAGCCCCAGAACCACCUAAAGUUGCCGAAGCUCCAACCACCCCACCAAAAGUAUCUGAGCCAUCCCCAGUCCAAUCUGCACAACCAGCUGAGCCAGCUGUCUCAAUGGCCCCCCGGGUCAUGGCGCUGCUCCCCCCAGCACCACUGCCACCGGCACCCGCUCCAGCCCCGGCCUCGGCCCCUCCGCCGCCGCCCAAGACGGGAAGCCCCUCGCGGAAGAAGCCCAGCAUGGCACCGCUGCCGCCAGUGCCGGAGAUUGAGCAAGCCCAGGCAGAACAGGAAGCUUCCUCCGAAUCCUCCGAGGAGCUGUUGCCUGAGACGCCCGUGGCCAAACAUGCCGCGCAAGCCACCCCAGCACCACCCACCGCUGCGGGCUAUCCGAAGAUGGCUGAAGCUCCAGCUGCACCUGGUGGAGGUGCUGGCUAUCCACAAGGUGAACUUCCAGCCAGGCCCCAACCACAGAUGAAUGCAGGGCUGCCAUCUGCUGCGCGGCGGCAGAGAGCAGAACUGGUGUCCAACUUGCAGUACCUCUGUCGCCUUUUCUUGGAGACACGAGAGCAACUCUACGCCGCGCACGAGAAAACUGAGACGGAGGAUGGUUCCACUUAUCGUUUUGAAGGCCGGGAGUUGACGUCGCCCGAACUCCCAGAACGCCUGCAGACGCAGUCCAUCGUGGAAGAGCUCGAGGUGGUGGGCACUCGUUUCCACUACCAGCUCCAGCGGGGCCGCGGUCCCAACAGCGGCUGGAUCAGCAGCAAGCUGAAGGCUCGGCCGCUGCUGGUGCGCGCGGACGUGCGCGACACGGGGAAGCACCUGGGGAAUAACGCACCCAUCCCGGAGCUGCUGUACGUGCAGGGAAGUGAGAAGCAUGGCACCUUGAGGGAGGUCCAAGGCACCUUAGACGACCUGGAACAGGCGGUGCUAAAGCACUUGGAGGGCAACCCAUCGGCCGCAUCAAAGCAGUUCCAAGGGCUGCUGGAGGACAUGUUAUUUUUAGCCUGGAGGCGGGAGAAUCGGCAACGGGUGCUCCUGUUCCUGGGGAAACAACUGGAGUUCUGCAGCAAGAAGCCUCAGCUGAAGGAAGCCGCUAGGAUCAUCUGCGAAGAGUUGUGUUUGGUGUCCUGGGCUUCAUCGAUGGUGGACGUGGAAUAUUACAGCUUUAGGGACGAACAAAGUCCGCUCGUUUUGCUUUGCGGCUUCGGCGGUUCUCAUUUGGAUGAUUUGCAGCCUGCCAUUGAGCAUUGGACGGAGAAAGGCUUUGGUGUGUUAGCAUUUGGCCCUGCGAGAUUGGGCCGGGAAGAUAUGUUGGACCUGAUCCACGCGAAGCUCUUGGAGCUUUCUCGCGGCCGCUCGGUGUUCGCGCACCUCUUCAGUGACGGCGGAUUCGGCUUCGCGCGAGCUUUGCUGAGCAUGUGGGAUGAGAGCUGGAGGAAGCAACAGACGCAGGAGGACCCACACCUGGCGCUGAAGUGCAUCAUCUGUGAUGGGGCUGGGCUGUUGCCUCAUGAGGAUGUUCCCAUCGAUCCUACGGACGAGUCUCCAGUGGAGCCGCUGCAGCCCGAGGCGACUGGCAACAGCGAAGCGCUGAAGCAGAUGACCUUUACGGCGCUGGCGUUUUUCACAGGUUGUGGCUUGAACAUGCUCAUGAACUUUGGUGCCUGCCAAGCCUUUCACGAGGAACCAGCCAACUCUUUCGGCAAGACCUUGGUGGAGUCAGCGAACAGCGGCCAGUUGGCAGGGAAGUUGUCCAGUGCGCCCCGAGGCCCGUUGCUGGGGAUCUGGCGUUUGUUGCGUGAAGUGCCGGUGCUCCUCAUCGCCUCCAAAGGGGACCGAGUGGUGCCACUGGAAUGCUCGCUGUCCCUGGUCACCUGGUUUAGAAAGCUUCCGGAACGACAGCUGGUGCAAGGGCAGCGGUGGAAGGAAACUUCCAUUCUUGAAGAGGAUGGUAUGGCCGUCCACACGUUGAUUCUUGAGAAGGCGCUGCAUUGCAAAGCAAUGACCAGCCAUGCGGUCGAAUAUUGGGAGGCAGUGGAUGACCUGGCCAACUGCGAUGGGCUGCGAGAGGAACUCGAUGCAGUGCGCUUCCGACGGCUGCUUGAGGAGACUUUGGGACAAUCGCAUGGUGCAAUGCCCAAGCCUCUCAUUCGAUUGCUGAGAUCCUUCGGCCGUCGCGCGCUCUACGGACGUCGACGGAGUCCAUAUGGCCGUCGUGCAUUUGCCCAGUUCCAGCAGGCCUGUACUGGGCAGGGCCCUAAAGGCUUCGUUCUGGGUGCUGUGCCGCAGAUUCUGCGGCUGAUGGACCGGCUGGUGGACGAAGGUCGAAGGACCAUGCCUGAUGCUGUGGAGGAUGGUGGGGACGAUCCCUGGCUUGAUGGCAUGCCGGAGGAGACGGAGAAGGGACGCGGUUUGCCAGACUGGGAGAAGUUGGAUGGAAUUCUCUCUGAACCACAAAACCUCGAGUCCUUGCAAGCUGAGGCAGAUGCCUUUCUGGCAGAAACAUCGAUGCCGAAACCUCUUUGUCUUUCAAAGGCGGAACGCGCCGAGACCACUGCGGAGCCGCCGGACAGUGGCAGCUUCGCGCCGCGGGGGCGGCGCCCGGCCGCGGCCGUGCCAGGUGACGAUGGCGCCGAUGCCAAACAGGGCAGGCGCCUCUUUGCUUCUGUGGGUCCUUACUACUCCUGUGACCCUGAGCUUCUUCUCAAGGUCGCUAAGGCGCCGUUGCCCAACCUGGACACUUUGGUGCGCUUCCUUAGGGGCAACCGCAUCAGGGUCGUGUCCAUGGGAACUUGCGAUGGACAAAGAGAUUUUUCGAUGGCCUUCAGUUCUCGGAUUUAG
Molecule: messenger RNA, 6851 nt
Organism: Cladocopium goreaui
Lineage: Eukaryota; Dinophyceae; Suessiales; Symbiodiniaceae
Source: the annotation of a GenBank genome assembly